This is a messenger RNA of Larimichthys crocea (large yellow croaker), 1504 nucleotides long. RefSeq names its product cofilin 2 (muscle) (gene cfl2). Gene Ontology annotation, cellular component: actin cytoskeleton. Gene Ontology annotation, biological process: actin filament depolymerization. Gene Ontology annotation, molecular function: actin binding. The transcript is spliced from 4 exons. Lineage: Eukaryota; Metazoa; Chordata; Actinopteri; Sciaenidae. The coding region runs from base 146 to 646 and encodes 166 amino acids. The record is from RefSeq and is a predicted model, not a curated record.
CUUCCCUCCUCCCCUCCUCCUCCUGUCCCCCCUCCCUUCCUCCUCCUCCUCCUCCUCCGGUCGGACGGCCACAUUCCCCGCUACCUUUCACCCCUGAGAAGCCCCGAUCUGACGGAGAAGCAGCGCGGACAAACCCCGGGACAACAUGGCGUCAGGUGUGACAGUGAACGAUGAGGUCAUCAGGGUGUUCAACGACAUGAAGGUGAGGAAGUCUUCGACCCAGGACGAGGUGAAGAAGAGGAAGAAGGCGGUUCUGUUCUGUCUGAGCGAGGACCGGAAGAAGAUCAUCGUAGAGGAGGGGAAGCAGAUUCUGGUGGGCGACAUCGGCGAGACCGUAGACGACCCAUACGCCUGCUUCGUCAAGCUUCUCCCCCCCAACGACUGCAGAUACGGCCUGUACGACGCCACCUAUGAGACCAAGGAGUCCAAGAAGGAGGACCUCGUCUUUGUCUUCUGGGCGCCGGACAGCGCUCCGCUGAAGAGCAAGAUGAUCUACGCCAGCUCCAAAGACGCCAUCAAAAAGAAGUUCACAGGUAUCAAACACGAGUGGCAGGUGAACGGGCUGGACGACAUCCAGGACCGCAGCACACUGGCCGAGAAGCUGGGCGGGAAUGUGGUGGUGUCUCUGGAGGGCAAGCCGAUGUGAUGUCAUCGCGGUGAGCCAAGCGGAGUCAAGCCAACCGCCGUGCCAUCUGGACCGAAGCACCUGACCCCACCUGAACACCGCCGCUUCACCCAGCAGCUUGCUCUGUCUGACCCACGUCCUGACGGCGUCUUUGUUUUCUUUUUGUUUUUUUUUGCUUUUUUCAACAUGAAGGAGAUCUCAUUAACAUAAUGAUAUGCAAGCCCCUCCCACUUUGUUGCCACCUGACUGUUCACCUGGCAGAAAAAACCCAACAGACCACGACACAAACCCCAGGAAGGUUGUCACUCUCUCACAGCCAGAGUUUUGCCAAAAAGUCGAUGUGAAGGAAGCAGCCACACGUGUCGGAGGCGAGCGCCACGCCGCACCGCGAAGCUCCGCCUCCGGCAGCUUUUUACAUAUGACUUUAUUUAUUAUUGUAAACUGUUGUUUCUUCUUCUGUGUUCAAACCAGGCAGACUUGUUGUUAGACUAUGCAUUCACCAGAGAAGAAGACGACAAUUGUAACCCAGCACCUUUUGUUGAAACACUACAGGUUGAAACACCACGCUAACGUUUGUCAUCAAGCUAACAUUUGUCACCUCCAUUUUCAUUCCCGUCUGGCUCAUCACCAUUCUAGCUGUUUAGUCGUCGCCUUACUUUCAGUUUGAAUGUAACCAUCCACACCAGUUAGUUAGAGUACGCUUUUAUUUUGUAAAGAAACACUACAGGAAGCUGAUUUGACCCCAGCAGUGAGAGACGACCCCGCCGCCGCCACCACAACUACAACGACAACAACAAGAACACAACAUCUGGAGCCUUAAAGUGAACGUUGUUUCUGAGAUCACAGGAAGCCACUUUGCAAUAAAAGCCUGUGGCCGAU